Molecule: messenger RNA, 4991 nt
Organism: Lemur catta (Ring-tailed lemur)
Lineage: Eukaryota; Metazoa; Chordata; Mammalia; Primates; Lemuridae
Gene: CEBPG
Product: CCAAT enhancer binding protein gamma
Exons: 3
Coding region: 1608-2057 (149 amino acids)
Biological process (GO): regulation of transcription by RNA polymerase II; DNA-templated transcription
Molecular function (GO): DNA-binding transcription factor activity, RNA polymerase II-specific; RNA polymerase II cis-regulatory region sequence-specific DNA binding
Source: RefSeq, a predicted model, not a curated record
GGAACAAAAGCAUAAAUGAGAGUGUCUUUUCCACUUUAAAAACAAAAUUGAUAAUCUGUUUGAAGUUAAGUCUUUUAGACCACUUAGCUCUUUGAGUCCCAUAACUUGGUUAAUUUUCACUUUAAGAGCUACUUUUUUGGCUUGUAUAUGGUUGAAGAACUUUUUUUUUUAAUGUUCAUGGAGUUAUUUUUACUAUCUCUAAGUUUGUCUUAAAUUUUUACCAGUUGUAGGUUCAGUGAAUAUACUCUUGUUUUUUAAGCCAAAAGGCUCACUUUCAAAACCUUGCCUACUAUGUUCAGCCUAGUACCUUGGCAGGUGAGUCAGACUGAGGUCAAAGAGCCCUUCCCUAUUCCUGUAUCUUUGGGUACAGAAACAGGCUUGUACAUCCCUGAACUUAGAGCCUGUGAUGAAUUAGAGUUCUUAGUGACUGAAGGUCAUGGUCAUUGUCAGUUGGAAGGUCUCUUGCCAUUCCACAUCCUUCAUUUGCAGAUGGGGAAAUCAAGCCCACAGAAGUCAAGGGAUUUGUCCAAACUGAAAUAGGAGCAGCCAGAGCCCAGGAGUUGACCUGGUUCCAAGUCUGUGCUGCUUUGAUCACUCCUGUCUCUGAGCAUGACCAUAGUUGACUAUAGAAAUUAGCUUUAGAGACUAAAAUUACAAUUGAUAUAUGAAAAAUAAAAAAAUAGAUAAAUAAGAUGAGCAUGAUCGUGAUUGUUAAGACAAUCCCAGGAGAGGUGUUAAACAAGUUCUUAAAUAUUGAGUAAAACACUUAUAUUCACUUUACACCAAAUAGAUAAGCACUAGUGUUAGGUGGCAGUAAGGGUGUUCAUACUGAACAGCCACUUUUUAACUAGAAGAAAAAUUAGGCAGCAUAAUUAUCAAGGGAAAUUGUGAAAUGUCCAUUACUGAAGAUAGGCUUGAAGUAGAUACUCCUCUUGGUUUGAACAGGAGCUUUCUGUCUCAGUACUGGAGUGAGAACAGAGGACCCACAAGCUGUGUGGCUUUUAAAGCAAUUAAAAGUAAUGGUAUACGGACUUUUUAAAGUAAAGAUUUUUUACAAAGCAGACCAAUAAACAGUGUUUGUACAGAAUUGCCUGGCUAAUGUUUGGGUGAAGCUACUGGUGUUUAUUAACAGCUUUUCUUAAUAACUGUGAGAUUUACUCAUUUGGGGCAUUUCAUAAUUCUGACUCCAGAUUUUUUCCACUGAUGUAGUUUUAAUAGUUUUGUGACAAGAGAACAGGAUAGAUUUAUGAUUCAUAACACUGCUUUCUAAAUUUCCAAGAGCGCUAUGACUUCUCGGUGGACACAGUUCAGUCAGCUUGACCAGCUUGUCUUGAGGUGGCCACAUGAUAGGCGAGGCAGCGGCACAGUGAUCUUCAGCGCUGGCGCAUCUUCUGAGCUCACUCUGCAGUGUGAAGCGCUGCAGCUGGUCCGUCCCUUUGUCCAGCCUGAGUCCUAGCACUUAACCACCGGGAUGCGUCAUUGCGUUUUUGUUUCCUUCCUUGUGGUUUCAGGUACAUGUGAAGAUUUUUUGGCAGUUUAGCGUGGAAACCAUUGAUCACCUUGUCCUCAUUUCUACGUGUUCUGUGUUGGCAAGGGAGAGUGCCCAAAUGAGCAAGAUAUCACAGCAGAACAGUACUCCAGGAGUGAAUGGAAUAAGUGUUAUUCAUACCCAGGCACAUGCCAGUGGCCUACAGCAGGUUCCUCAGCUGGUGCCUGCUGGCCCUGGGGGAGGAGGCAAAGCCGCGGCUCCCAGCAAGCAAAGCAAAAAGAGUUCGCCCAUGGAUCGGAACAGUGAUGAGUAUCGGCAGCGCCGAGAGAGGAACAACAUGGCUGUGAAAAAGAGCCGGUUGAAAAGCAAGCAGAAAGCACAGGAUACACUGCAAAGAGUGAAUCAGCUCAAAGAAGAGAAUGAACGGUUGGAAGCAAAAAUUAAGUUGCUGACUAAGGAAUUAAGUGUAUUAAAAGAUUUGUUUCUUGAGCAUGCACACAACCUUGCAGACAACGUGCAGCCCAUUAGCACUGAGAAUACAACAGAUUCUGAUAGUGCAGGCCAGUAGACCUUACCCUUUCCAGACUUCGCAGCUUGUGGCUGGAACAUUGAAGAUGUGACCCCUACACACUUGUAUCAGCAGCUGACAGUUGUCUUGUUCCAUUACUCAAAGAUCCAUUGGAGGUUAUUUCCUAGGGUCAGCGCUGAAGAGUUGAUUAGCUAAAAAUGUUAGCUGUGUAAUUCAAAUAUCUGGUUUUAAAUGAUGGGGAUUUUUGUGGGGAUCAAAAAAACAAACAUUUUAAAGGUAUAUGGUAAACAAAAAAUAUCCUGGCACCUCGUUGAUGUUCGUAAUAAAUCUUGACUUCCCAAGAAAUUCUUUUUUAAGUUGGCAAAAAGGAAUGGGAAACUGGCAGGUUGUACAGAAGGUUCUUGGCUUCAGCGGAUACGGUUAAUUGGAUUAAAGAAUGCCAUCUAUGUUUAUUUGUGAUUUCAUUCUAAAUUAUGUACUAUAAAUCCUUAGAGCUAUAGAAACCAAUCACUUUGCAAUCUGGAGUAGCAUAAACUUUGUUUUGGCAUAAUUAGGACUGUUUUCCCCAACAAGUAUGCGUUUUUGAAUUGUGAUGGGAGUUAAACCCCAUCACAUCUUAAAGGCAGGGUGCAACCAAUUGAUUUAAAAAUACAAAUAACAUUUAGGAAGAAAAUAGGUUUUAUUAAAAAAUAAAAAGUAAGCAUAUUAGAAUUAUGUAUUUGGGUUAUUAGAUUGGCAUCAUCUUGUCCUAAAAAAACUCAGUGAUUUAGAGAAACUUGUGUACCAGAAUUUGAGUUUCUGCAGAUGGUAGUAAAAUAAGCAUUUUUUGGAAUAACAUUUUGACAGUCAAUUUAGGAAACAAAAUGUCUUAACAGUUGGUGACACAUGCUACUUAUUAGGAUUUGGAAUAUCAAUUCAGCAUGUAGUUUCUCUUGUGUUCAAAAUAACUGCCAUGGGGCUGUGAGCUUUAAAGUCAAAAAUUUCUUGUGAAGGAUCAUUUUGGUGUUUGAUCUUAGGCAAGCGAUUAUUAGAAAAAUGUAUCAACUCCAUGCCAUCUCCCAAAAUUAUUGUCUAAGAAAACUUGAAAGUGUAAGGUUUUAACCUUUAAUUUAUUUCACUUAAAUACAUCUUUUUAUAUUGUUUUUGUUACAUUUCUUUUUCUGGUUAGUGGACUGUUCUUCUAGACUUUAUAUACCACUGCUUCUGCUUAUUCAUUUGUAUGCUUUUAUGUCCGUAAAUUAUUUUAGAAAGAAAAUGCUGAUAAAACUCAGGAUUUUGACAUUUUUGUCAAGACUAGAACAUGGCAGUCACUAACGUAGGGGAUCUCUAGAGUCUGGCUUAUAUUAAUGUUGGUAGUUUAGAUUGUCAACUUUUUCCCCUUUGUGUGGCACAAUUCUAGUUCAAAUUUGUUGGUUUUGUGUAUUUCUUUGUGCCUGGGCUGGUGAGGACACUUGAAUCGUAUCUGAUUAAAAAGUUUGUGUUACCAGGUAUCUCAUUUGGUCAUUUUUGGCCACAUUGCUGUUCCAUAGUAGGACUUGAGAUAAUGUAACCAGAAUGUAACUCAAGUUGCACCCUUGGGCUGGUGGAAGAGUGCUGACUGUGCUGUUCUCUCCUGGGCAGGAGAAGACAUCAUAGUGCCCUCCCUGCAACUCAGCCAAGCUAUUGUUAGGGUCCCAAGGCCCUUCUGAAUGUAACUCCCUGUAGAGCCAAGAAACAGGAUGGAGGUUUUUAUUAGGGUCCAACACCAGUUUACUUUGGUUGGGAUAUUGAUCUACUUAUAAAGAUCGCUAGAUAUUUUGAAUAACUAAGUAGGACAUACCCACAGAAUCCUGCUGAUCUUUAACAGCUGAUUGAUGUUAUGUAAUUAACUUAAUUGGAGAUGCAGUCAGGUCACUUGAAUCUUUAAGCACCUAUAAUAGGUGCUACAGACAUUUUUAAUCUCUUAUUUAUUAAAAAAUAUUUUUCAGAAAUUGAAAUCCCCAUGGAAUUUAUGGUUACCAAUUAUAUGAAUUGACUUAAGUAUCUUGAAAAAGAAGCUUUUGGGAGUCAUCAGGGGUGUGCACUCAAUAUUUCAAAUCAGAACACAAGAACUUCUGGAAAAAUUGAUUAAAGCUUUUCCUAUUACCUAUGCAAAUCAAAACUUUUAGCACAAGCAAGCAAUCAUGCAUAGAACAAAAAUGUUAACCAUUGUCUUGACUAUCUUACUGAAGUGGUUGGGAAUGAAAGUUUUUAGUUUUAUAGAUUUUUAUCAGUAUAAAAUUGAGGGGAAACCAAGUAUGGGGAAUGAGUAAGUUUAGAGCUUUGGGAAUUGUUAAGUGACUGUUGUAACUUUUGUUCUGUGUGUUACCUAUGAACUAUUAGGAUUUGAUCUGCCUUUGCAGGCAGACUCAGUGGUUUAGGAAUUAGGCUUUCAUAUAAUUUCUAGCUGCAUCUGAGUCUCCUGGGAUGGGUGCUUUGGGCUGGUUUGGCUGCAGAUGGUGAAAGCAAAGCAGCUCUUCCUGCUGCUGGUCCCUGUUGUUACUGGGAUGCUUUGGACGUUCUUACUAAGAAAUAGUAAGAUUUCCGUAAAAUUUGACCAGAGUUUUGAAGUUCAGGUCAUGAGUGUGAAAUUCUCAAAUUUACAUGAAAAAGUAGAAGUAUGUACAAUUUAAUAUUUGAUAUUUAAAAGAAAGGAAGUUAUAGCAGCUUUUGAUGUUUCUUAAUCCUCAUUAGAGGGCUUGUAACUUUUGUAUCUGAAAACCCAUUUAGCACUCACAGUGCUUUUUGAUGCCUUAGAAAUAGGAAGUUUUUUUGUUUGACAAAAGCUAGGAAGGAGAAAGUCCAUUCUACAGCUGUUUAGAUCUGCCUCUCAGGAAAAAGUACUAAUUUGUUCUUUUUGUUCCUGGCUUUCCUCAGUUUGUGAGAUUACUCUAUUUUUUUAAAUAUAAUUUUAUUUCUUUCAAUGAAUUUAAAAUAAAACCUUUGGAACAAUGA